GAGAGGACCCCGGCAUCCGGGCUCCCCUUGCCACUGCCAUGAGGCCACUCCUGGCCCUGCUGCUUCUGGGCCUGGCGGCCUGCUCGCCCCCGCUGGACGACAACAAGAUCCCCAGCCUGUGCCCGGGGCACCCCGGCCUUCCAGGCACGCCGGGCCACCAUGGCAACCAGGGCCUGCCAGGCCGCGAUGGUCGCGACGGCCGCGACGGCGCGCCCGGGGCUCCGGGCGAGAAAGGCGAGGGCGGGAGACCGGGGCUGCCGGGGCCCCGCGGGGAGCCCGGGCAGCAAGGAGAGGCGGGGCCAGUGGGGGCGACAGGGCCCGCCGGGGAAUGCGCGGUACCUCCGCGCUCGGCCUUCAGCGCCAAGCGCUCAGAGAGCCGGGUGCCUCCGCUGUCCGACGCGCCCCUACCCUUCGACCGCGUCCUGGUGAACGAGCAGGGACAUUACGACGCCACCACCGGCAAGUUCACCUGUCAGGUGCCAGGGGUCUACUACUUCGCGGUCCACGCUACCGUCUAUAGGGCUAGCCUGCAAUUCGAUCUGGUGAAGAAUGGCGAGUCCAUUGCCUCUUUCUUCCAGUUUUUCGGGGGGUGGCCAAAGCCAGCCUCGCUCUCGGGGGGCGCCAUGGUGAGGCUGGAGCCCGAGGACCAGGUGUGGGUUCAGGUGGGCGUGGGUGACUACAUUGGCAUCUAUGCCAGCAUCAAGACAGAUAGCACCUUCUCUGGAUUUCUGGUGUACUCCGACUGGCACAACUCCCCCGUUUUCGCCUGAUGCCCACUGAAAGUGAGCCCACCCUCUCACUCCUGGGGAGGAGGGUGUGACACUGACAGCCACAUCUUCCGGGAGGGCUGACCCCCCCUGGAAUGUUGCGAAUGAGUCGGGCGGUGGGCUGGGCGCCUCUCAGUCAGCUCACGGCAGGGAAUGGGGGCAGAGGCUGUCUGAGGUCAGGGCCGGCCGCAUGGGGCAGUGGCUGGAUUUCUGCCCAAGACCAAAGGAUCGUGCUGUGCUGGCACAUGUGGGUGCCUGGCUGCUCUGGUCCAGGACCCCAAGGUGGGGUGCUGUCCUCCUGGUCCUCUGCUUCUCAGGGCCCUGCCCAUCCCUCCUGCUCCCAGGGCCUUUUCUGAGAGAUGGUCAAUAAAUCUUCAAAAUCCUC
Messenger RNA from Trichechus manatus latirostris (Florida manatee), 1152 nucleotides. It is a transcript of the gene C1QTNF5, whose product is annotated as C1q and TNF related 5. The record is from RefSeq and is a predicted model, not a curated record. NCBI's taxonomy places the organism in Eukaryota, Metazoa, Chordata, Mammalia, Sirenia, Trichechidae. Gene Ontology annotation, molecular function: protein binding. Gene Ontology annotation, cellular component: plasma membrane; cell projection. The transcript has 2 exons. Bases 39 to 770 code for a protein of 243 amino acids.